Histoplasma mississippiense is the source of this 3405-nucleotide messenger RNA. RefSeq lists its product with no specific name. The record is from RefSeq and is a predicted model, not a curated record. The transcript has 4 exons. Lineage: Eukaryota; Fungi; Ascomycota; Eurotiomycetes; Onygenales; Ajellomycetaceae. Gene Ontology annotation, cellular component: cytoplasmic stress granule; cytosol. Bases 1 to 3405 code for a protein of 1134 amino acids. Gene Ontology annotation, molecular function: RNA cap binding. Gene Ontology annotation, biological process: positive regulation of translation; mRNA stabilization.
AUGUCGACCUUUACGACUAGACCUGGGCCGGAGAUGCCUAUGUUUUCCUAUGCCCAAGCCGCGAAGGGGUUUUCUACUCUUCCAACCGUGCCCAACGUCGUUGAGAAGCAGAACAAGUCAAACACGACAUCGUCAGGUCCAAGUAGCAAUAGGACAGCUACUGGAUCAGUGGAUGGGGAUAGGUCGAGCCAAACCGUCGCCUCGUCGACAGACAUGGAACCAUCGUCCGUUGCUACAGAGCCUACUAAUACUACUAGCAAAUCGCAAUCGUCUUCUCAGCGCAACUCAUAUUCGACAGUCACCGCGCCUGCUGCUGGUACGCCUGCCAUUGGUACACCAUCAAAGAGUGCAACUUCUGGGACUUCCUCUCCAUGUGCAGGAGCCACGUCCAGCGCCACUUUGCCUAAAGAAGAUGAUGCACGGGGGCUCCCAAAUGGCUUAUCUGAUUCAAACUGGGACAAACAGUCUCAAGUUUCCGGAUCUGUGGAAAAGUCAAGCGAACGUGGAGAAACGAGCAAAGAAAAAUCGAAGGAAAAUGGUUGGGAGAAGGAUCCCGCUGUUUUGAAGGAAUUGAAGGCUGCGCCAAUCCCUACUGUCAAUGUCUGGCAGCAGAGGAGAGAAGCACAAGAGGCUAAGGCCAAGGCUAGUGCUUCGUUCAAAUCGGCUACGACCGCUGCUGUCCAGCCUGUUAACUCUAAGUCGCCCGCUCCUAGCGAGAACCGUUCUGAAAGUUCCAAAGGCGGGGCAAGAAAGAAGAAUGGGUCUACUGAAGUCGUGGCGGAUGCGACCACAUCCAAGAAAAAAUCAAACGAAACCGGUAAGAUCAAGGAAGAAGUAGAAACCUUCCCUCCAGUUGGCGACCCAUCAUCUUGGCCUACUCCCCAGCUGGCACAAGGCGAAGAGUUCCGCAAGGCCCAAGAAAAGAAUGAUAAGACCGAUAAGUCUGAGAAGGAGAAGACGUCUUCUGGGGGAUUGCGCGGGAAAGAGAAAUGGAUGCCUGUUCCCUAUGUUCCGACAGCUGUAUUUAAUACUCCGCUCCCCCCUGCUGCUCGAAGAGGUGGACGAACUUCAAGAGGCGGGAGAGAAGGAGGUAUGCGCGGUGGCGCCCAUCCUUCCGUUCCCGUGUCCAGUGGUGAUCGAGGGGUCCCUGCGUCCGCUUCAAACGCCAGUGGAUCAAAACAGAUUGGUUCCAGUGAUAGGGGCCGAAGUGGUACUCGUGUUGUCUCUGACCAAUCAGAAACUACUCAGUCCGGAAGAACGGGUAGCGCAACUGCUACUACUUUGUCGUUGGAUGAAAAGAAGACUCCACAAGCCACCAGACAUAGAGCCGUUAGCGAAGCAAAAAGUGUAAAGGCGCGAGAGGAGCCUCAAGGAACUACAGGAGGCGAAACUCAAAAUCAUCAACCUGCUGCUGAAGCACCACGUCAGCGACAGCACUCCAAGAGCUUUGGUAGAGUACAUGACUAUUCCAAUGUGGUAUCCCAGCGGGGCGCUGUCCAAGGAGAUUCUCAGGCUGCCACCCGCUUUAGCUCGAGUCAUGAGCGCCGUGUUGACAACGGCCCCAGAUCUGCGGACUUUUAUAAGGAGACUCCCACUUUCCACCAAAGGGAUAGAGAAUACCCACGGGAACGUAGCGACUUCCACCGCGAUCGUGAGUAUGGUAGAGAACGUGGAGAAUCUCGUCCCGAAAGAGGCCGCGGAGGGUAUAGGGGACGGGGCGGCCACGCAAGCUACGGCGGAGCUCAUAAUUCGCAAUAUCAUAGCCCCACAAUUGGACAAUCCCAGUUUCAAAGUUCGAAACCGUUUUCACUCAGUGAACGUCACCGUUCUCACCAGCAGGCUUCCCAAAAUGGCAGCCAGCACCAUGGUUCAAACAGGGGCCCUAAUAUGAGAUCACCAUCUCAUCCAUCAUCAGGAGUCUAUGGUCUGACCCCGUAUUCUAUUCAAACUGAGAUCAAUGCGAUAUACGGGUAUCCCAAUUUACAUCAAAGUCCAAUGACCGCGAUUCCAUACCAACCAUACCUGGAGCAGUUUUCUCUCAUGAGCAUGAUUUCGAUGCAGCUGGAAUAUUAUUUUUCGGUUGAUAAUCUUUGCAAAGACUUGUUCCUGCGGAAACACAUGGAUUCGCAAGGUUUUGUUUUGUUAAGCUUUAUCGCUGGCUUCAAGCGGAUUAAGAGCCUCACCGAAGACAUGGAUAUGCUUCGUCUUGUCUGUCGCCAACUCAAAGGUGUUGAAUAUAGACCUGGGGAAGAUGGGGCUGAUCGACUUCGCAAGCGGGAGAAAUGGGAACAGUGGAUCCUCGCAAUGGAGUCUCGCGAUCCUUCCGCCCAGAAUGAAGGCCCUCCCCCACUUAUUUUGUCAUCUCCAGCUCACGAUGGGAAUAGUGAUGAUUUGAACUCGACUCACCUAGAGACCCACGUGCCAUAUGGCAAUGGGUCUUUACACGAGAUCUCCGGAAACGUGAUCCCUUCCAAUUAUUCGGCGUCGAACGGCACUUCUUUCGAGACCCGCGGGCGUCGGUCCGUAUUAUCGUCCUCUGCCCCCGAAUUCUCGCCAGCUUACAUACCAGUAACGGCACAAAAUGAAAAUGCGAAUGUAGGAAAACCCAUUGAUAAUGAGAAUACUUUCCCCGACGAACAGAUUGAGAACUUGGUGAUUGUGGUGCGUAAGCCAGGAAUUUCCAGCCCAGCGCAGUCACCUUUUCUCCUCCCUUCGUCUCGUUCUUUCUCCAGCGGUUCUGUUGACGGUUACAAAGCAGCGGGUGGGACAGUGAGCACAGAUAAACGACCAUCUCGACCGACGUGUGCGACCCCGAUAAAUGUUACAAGCAUACCUGACGGGCAGUGCUGUGGAAGAUCUCCCCCGUCAUCAUCGUCUAAAAACUCUGAAAUAACAGCUAGCGCCAACAUGUCCGCGUUCUGGGUCAAAGACAGAGACACCCCGAUCGAAUCCCUCCCUACCGACCUUCUUCACGAAUCCUAUAACGUAUUCCUAAAAAAAACGCUAGAUAAACGAUCGUCUGCCAUAACGAGUGACGGAAACCUGGAUAUGGACGUUCUUUAUCAAUUCUGGUCUCAUUUCUUGGUCUGCAAUUUUAAUUCAAAAAUGUACAAUGAAUUCAGGAGUUUGGCGUUUCAUGAUUUGCAUGCAAACAAUUCUACCACCGGCCUCAACAGCAUCAUCAAGUUCUAUGACGGCGUGCUUGCGAGCAGUCGACCUAUGCCUGACACCGUCUCUCUGGACCUUGUCCGGCUGGUAGAAUCCGAGCUGGAGGCAGCGAAAAAAGAAAAGCCCGCAUUUCAGAAGCUCCGCUGUGCAUGGCGGAAUGGUGCGUUCAACCUGAAAAACAGGAAACGGAUUGAACGCAUCAUCAGCGAACGCGUGAGAGCGGAGCUGGAGAAAUGA